GCCUCGACGAGGGAAACUCACUGCAGCCGCCCGACACGUCGGAGUUCCUGCAACGAUCUCCCGUCGCCAUCCGCCGUUAACCGUCUCUCCCCCAUACCAGGAGCAAGCCCUCACAUCGGGGAUACUCCUGCAAGCAAGCGGAGAGCGAAGAAACGAUCCUGUAUUCGGAAACGAAUCUCCGAAGCAAGUCAGCAGCACCAUCGUCUCACGUCGACGCGUCGCUCAACAGUCAGUAGAUGAUAUGGAGCCGACGCAGUGUUAUCGCUGCCGUUACAACACCAACCGCCGAAAAUGCGCCGAAUGUCUCUUUGGAGACAAGCUGUACAGCGAACAGGAGAAGGACACCGUCGUGAGCCGACUGGUUAACGAAGUCCUCAACUGCAACCUGGAUGCGUAUGUCACACUUGGUGAGACGCAUUUCGAGCCGGUAUUCCAAACCAAACCUUGGGUGCGUAUCAGGAUGAACGAUGCAGCCCGGAAGUUGAUAGUCGCUCGUGAACCACAGUGGUGCGAUAUGCCACUGCCUGCCGAAUUGCCAACACAGCCGAAUUACGUUGCGCCGAUGCAGCUGCCGACCAGCUAUCCUGCACAAGCGCAGAUGCCGACGAACCAGGGAUAUGCUAUGAAUCCCAUGUCGCCGCUUCAGCAGAUGCAGUACUAUCAGCAGUACCAGCCGACAAAGUACCAGCCGGCGCAAUAUGCGCAAUAUCAGCAGCAAGCCGAUGCCGCUUUUAAUCAGCCGCAGUAUCAAAGUUACCGUCAGCAGCACGAACUGCAGCCGCCGAACAGUGCCGACAGUGCAGGGACUUAUGAUCCCUGGCUGCGAGAACGCGGUUAUCCGGGAAGUGCUGCACCGCAGCAGUACCAAAGCCGAGCUGCAUCACAGCAGCGUCCAGCCGAAGUGCAGCCCAGCACGUCGCGUGUGAAGCCAGACGCGCGUGUCGGACUGUCGAAGCAAAAUCGUGGCAGACAGCGCGGAAAUCAGCCGAAAAUUCGAUCUGCUAAUUAUCAGCAAUCGAAUACACAGCGUAAGGAGCCGAUUAAACCGCAGAAUAAUCCGCCGAACGAAUCACAACAGCCGCAACGUGAGAGCAAUUCUCGCGAGUAUCGUGGUAACCGACGACCACGCCAGCCGACCAUCAAUCCGAAUCAAGUGGUGCGCGAUAUAAAGCACUACACGGCCGAUUUUAUUAUCUAUAUCCAUAAGCUCGCUACCGUCGCCGGUAUUAACAAAAGUAACGAGCGAGAGAUGAUGUAUUUACGUCGACUCAUGACGUACGCCGUCGCUAUCCUGGAGAAAACCGGGUUAGGAAACCGUAUGAUGGAAUUUGAUUAUUCCACAGUCGAUUUGUCGCGUUCUCUGCAAAUCCGGAGUUAUGCAACCAGCCGCCGAAGUAAUUUGCGUUCAGUGCUUGAUCGUAAGCACUUAUUUACGCCGUUCACAGCCGUCGAUAUUGAGGUUAUUUCUCAAUUUCGAAUUUACGGGGACGCUACGUCGGAGAAAUUUCUUAUGCAAUUUGUACUCCCCCAAGCCGAUCCUGCAAAAUUUUAUUUCUUCUGCAAGGUAGCCGAUUUUAUGAACUACGAGUUAGACCAACGGGAUAUCAAAUGGGAAACGAUCCCAUAUAAUUCCGGAUUAAAAGCCGCCGUAUUAAAUAUGUUAGCCGCGCUACUUGGUAGCCACAGCGCCCAUAAAGCAGUUUAUGGUGCCAUUAAUCGGCCGGAGUACGCCCAGAUCACUGAUUUAAUUGGGAUGCUGGGUGCGCCGCUAACCGAACCACAGGAAGAGCAGGUGUUAAAAGACACCAUUGCCGCAGCCGGCCCUGUCCAUAUGGACAUUGAUCAGCCGGAGGAAAGUCGUUGUUAUGACGACAUCGACGAUCGUAUGAAGCGUUAUGGCCAGCGUAAACAACAGUACGAUAUGGGCCAGAGUUAUAAGAAAAGGCCGCUACCAGAUUCGCCGGAUACUCCUACGGGAAGUAAAACCGUACAGCCGGAGCAGAAAUUCCGUAAUAAUCGGAAUAAACAGUCGGGUGAUACUGCGACGCCGCAAUUGGGAGUGAUGGGUGGGAAACAGCCUGUCAAGCCGACUCCUCCCAUUGCAAAGCCGAUUAUAAUUCCUGUAGUCAAGCCGAAUUUGCCAUUAGCAAAAUUCGGGUCUGCCCCGUCGUUGUUGGACACGACCACGGUCAAGUCCACAGGUACGAGUACUGAGCCGAAUAAAAAUAAGAAUGUAGUAAAAGCCGCUAAUAAAACGGGUGUUGCAGAAAAGACACAGCAGUUGCCAGCUGUGCCCGCACCUGUGCCGCCGAUCUCAACUGUUCUGGUUGAGCAGCAACAAAUUAAUGUUGCACAGCCGACUUUAAUAGAAGUGCCGAGAGUUCCAGGGGAAGAGCAGUCAGCGAGUACUGCACAACCGCCGCAGGUGUAUACAGUACCUGUGUUUCCGCCGACCCGUGAGACCUUCGACGAGAAGGAACUUGCGAAAUUGCCGUUAUCCCGAAUGAAUAAAGCCGAACGUGAUUUUUACGUUACGACACAGUCGUACCAAGACCACGUUGAGCCGUCGUCUAAUGAGUAUGUGGAAAACAUGCUCGUCGAGCUGAGAAAGAAAACGCUCAGACAAAUGACCGAUCCCGGAUAUAUGUUCUUUAUUCGGUAUGAAAGUCCGGAGCGAUUACCUGCUUGGACGGGUAGAUCGCCAGAAAAGCCGAUCGCGCCGCAAGGCGACGAAGCCGAUGUUUUCCACGAGACAGUGGAAGAAUUGCCGUUGCAACAUGCACUCUCCGAAGCCGUAGGCGAUGCUUUACACGCAGUCGCCGGGGCUGCCACAGCCGAUUCUAUUUCUGACACUGCUGCCGCUGACGCUGACACCGACAUGUUGAACGAUGCGUGAGCGAUGCUGCCGAAAUGCUGAUAUGGAGGACAAGUGAUUCUCCAAGCUGAAUUCAUUAUGGAAUGGAUCUCAUCAAAAUCGCCAAAUUUUUUGUGAUUUUUUAACGUAGUAUAUGCGCCGCAAAUUGUGUUCGGUCGCAUUUUGCUCAUUUCUUGUGUUGUUUGUUCGAUUUGGUGUGUCCUCGCGGGAGCUCGGAGUUCCGUCCCGUGGCAUGCUAGGAGGCCGGUGCCACCGCCCACGAUGGUGGGGCUGCGUGGAUGCCGCACCGUCUCUCCGAUCUGUUUUUUCCAAUUCGACUGUGCAUUAAAAAUGCACAGCCUCACUUCUGAUUUUGCCUUCUCCCAGCCAAAAAUAUCUUGACUGGUCGAUUCUGUUUUCUUCUUGUUCCCUUUCUGGGUUUUCUGAUCAUCCUGCGGAUGGUCUAGAUUUGUCGGGCAUUGUGCCUUUAUUAAAAAUUGCCAUUUUUAAUAAAGUUCUUUUGGUAGCGCGGUCGCAUUUCCUUCGCACAUCUGUGCAUCGUUAUCGCCACGCUUACAACAAGCAUUUUCUGAUGAAAUACAGCUAUCUGUAAUGGCAUGUAAUACUUGACCUCAGUGGGGUGGCGCUUGAUUUCCUGUCAAGUUAUUCUAUGCGAUGGAGACAAGA
Paramacrobiotus metropolitanus is the source of this 3541-nucleotide messenger RNA. RefSeq lists its product as uncharacterized. The record is from RefSeq and is a predicted model, not a curated record. Bases 242 to 2896 code for a protein of 884 amino acids. Lineage: Eukaryota; Metazoa; Tardigrada; Eutardigrada; Parachela; Macrobiotidae. The transcript has 5 exons.